AUGAUCAUUGUAAUUGCAUUCUCUCUAAUUUUCCUCUACUUUUUCGAUCAUUUUUACUGGAAGCGUCGAAAUUUCCCGCCAGGUCCCACACCUUGGCCAUUGGUGGGUAAUUUUGCGUCAGUCUUUCUCCCACCUCCCGGAUAUUUGGCGUUCGAAAAAUGGACCAAAAAAUACGGUAAGGUAUUCACGUUUUGGGUGGCUGGCACACCAUAUAUUUGUAUCACAAGUUAUGAGAAAUUGAAGGAAACUUUUAUAAAAGAUGGUGAUAUUUAUGUGGCCAAAAAACCGCAACAAUUUCAAGAAGAAUUUCGUGGUGGGAAUUUUGGUGUUAUUGAGACAAAUGGUGAUAUUUGGAAAACUCAUCGACGAUUUGCGCUGAUGAAUUUGCGGGAUUUUGGAUUGGGUAAAGAUUUGAUGCAGGAGAAGAUUUUGAUUGAGGUUCAAGAUAUUUUCAAAAACUUUGAUUCUACGGUCGGAAGUGGUGAGGAAAUUGAUAUCCCUUUGAGAUUUUAUAAUGGUGUGGCUAAUGUUAUAAAUCAAGCAACGUUUGGUUACCGUUUUGAAGAUGGUGUGAAAGAUAAAGAAUUCCUGCGCCUCAAAAAACUGAUUGACUGGCAGAAUGAUGAGUUAGGCAAACCUCUGAUUUUUCUACAAUUUUUUGUGCCAGCUUUGAGAAAGUUUAUACCAGGAAACCAAGCCGCAAAUGUGUAUGUGAUUCAUUUAUUUUCAUUUAAUUUUUUUAUUCUUUAGGCUCAAGAAAUUCAAAGAUGAUUUUUAUGGAUUUUUCAAUGAGCAAAUCAAACAACAUCGUAAGACUAUAGAUUUCGAAUCAGAAGAAAAUGGCGAUUAUUGUGAAGCUUAUCUGAAAGAGCAGAAGAAAAGAGAGGCUGAAGGAGAUUUUGAGAGUUUUUCAGACAUCCAACUUUCGAAUAUGUGUUUGGAUCUCUGGUUUGCGGGAUUGUUGACAACGACAACUACAAUCUCAUGGGCUUUAUCAUUUAUUUUACAUAACCCUGACGUAGAAAAUAAGAUCUACGAAGAACUGGAUAAAGUUAUUGCGGAAGAUAGACUUAUCACAACUUCUGAUAAGAAUGAUUUACCAUAUAUGAAUGCGUUUAUCACUGAAACUCAGCGAUGUGCAAAUAUUGUCCCAGUCAACGCGUUCCAUCAAACAACACGGGAUACUGUAAUUGAUGGUUGGCCAGUUAAAGCUGGAACUGGAGUGAUUGCUCAGAUUAGUACAGUUAUGAUGGAUGAAAAAGUUUUUCCAAAUCCUGAGAAAUUCGAUCCAACAAGACAUAUUGAUAAGGAAACUCGGAAGUUCAAGAAAAUCGAUGAGAUGAUUCAAUUUUCGACCGGAAAGCGGCAUUGUCUUGGAGAAGGAUUGGCUAGAAUGGAAUUAUUUUUGUUUAUCUCGAACUUCCUGAAGCGAUACAAGAUGAGAGUGAAAAACCUACCAAGUUUGGAUAAGUCAAAAGACGCCUCAGUUACCCCACGGACUUUUCAUGGUUUCGUAGAGAGAAGAAAUUUCAAAUGAUUGAAUUUCGAAUUUUCUCAAUCAUAAAAUUUUUCUAGACAUAAAUAAAUAUUUUUUCGAAAAACUUGUUGGUUGAAAAUGUUUUUCCUACUUUUCCUCUCAUUUCCCAGCUCAAUUUCUAGUGAAAAUUCCUAUCAUAGUAAAUACAAAAUUCAAAAUUUCAAUUUAACAUUCGGAGAAUCUAAACCAGUCCUUGGUAAUAUCGAUUAUGAAAAUAGAUUGAUGGGUGACGUGGCGGAAUUCAAUUCAAAAAUUUUGAAAACGUUUUUGAGAGAUGAAACCAAGAAGAAUUUCACGUUUGAAGUUCAGGGUUUGAAGAAGCCAGAUUUUCUCAAAACUAUGAGAAAUGGAAUUUUACCCAGACCUCUUCCUGUAGAACUUGUGCGUGAAUCAACUCUCCACCUCUACUCACAAUACAAAAAACUAAUCGGAAACAUUUUAUGUAUUAUCGACUGUGAUAACGAAAUCCUCCCGAAUACUCUAAUAUUGCUCAGAGUAAUUGUGAACUGUCAGAACUUGACAAGAUCUGAGAAGGAAUUUGAGAUCAGACAGAGAUUUCGAAGAAUUCAUUUUCAAUUGCAGGAUAAGCAAUAUUACAUCACUGGUCCUGGGAGGUUGACCAAAAAUUGACCAAAUUUUGGCCAAAAACGAAAAUUGGUCGAAUUUUGACCAAAAAUUGAUCAAAAAUAUUUAUUGGCCAAAAUAUGGUCAGAAAUUGGUCAAAAAAUUGGUCGAAAUUUGGCCAAAAAUCAGUGAAAAUUUUAAUUGUGAAAAAUUUCGAAAAUCUUAAUGUUGUUGGGCAGACAUGUCGUUUUGUGGCUUUUGGUGAAGUUAGGUUGAUGAAUUUCGUUGUUUUUCUACUGGUGAAUCAAUAAAUAGGAGUUAAAUACUUCGUUUGGUGAAUUUUGGCGCCACUCACACCAAUUGCACCAUUGGCGCAAAUUUCAGCCCCAAAUCUUCAACUAAAAUCAGUUUUGACUUAUCUUGGAGCUAUUUGAUACCAAGCAGAGACCCAUCUCGAAUCUAUCAGUUGUAUUGAUUGAUCCUUGAUUUAUCAAGAACUAGGGCUCAGAGAAUUCAGAAGUAUUGGGUUCAGAGGCAAUAAUUUCCAUUAUUUUUUGGAAGAAUAUUGUUGUGAUAGCCAUCAGCUUCGAAAAAAUAACACCAGUGACCCAAAAAUCAUGCAAUUUUUCCCAAAAACGUGCACUCAAAAACUUCCACAGGCAGAGAUGAUUUUUAUAUCAUUUUACUCAGCGUGAAAUUCUGAAUCUAAUGAUGCGAACUAUUUAUCACCAAACAAUACUAAUUGGGGCGCGAAAACAAUAGAUUAAAGGCGCACAUAUUUAUGGAAUGUGGUCCUGCAGCGAAAUGUGUGUGUGUACUUCUCUCGGACGAAAUGCACGCCAAAAUUUUUUUCUUUUUUUUUUCGUUUUUUUUUGUGUGUUGCCCUACUUAUAGAGAAAUUGAUUGUUCACGACUGCUAAAAAGAUAUAAAGCUUGUUCCCCGACUAGGCACAACAUUUUAGGCUAAUGAUAAAAUGCAAUAGGGUGAGAGGUAGAGAUUUAGAGAAAAACAUAAAAGAAUUCACGUUUUGUUGAUUAUUCGCGUGAACUCUUGUCGUCUCGCUUCAUUUUUCAAAAAAACAAAGAAAAAUAAUACAUGUGUGUAUAGCGCUUGACCAUUUGUUUGAUCGAUGUCGGCGAUACGUUUGAACGACCUCUCAGAAAAUGUUCGAAAAGAUGGAGUUUUUGUUCUCAUUUGAGCACGUUUGCCCACUAAAAACGUAUGUUUUCUCUAGAAUCUCUCUCCUCUCACCCAAUUGCGUUUCGGAACGUUGUGUAGGAUCUAGCAGCAAGUUUUACCAGAAUUUUGAAAUUCACAUAUUAAACUUGAAUUUAGGCCAAAAACUAAAAAAAAUUUGGUUUUCUUAGAGUUUUAGAUUUUUAUCAGAACGGGGCUGUUUCUCAGUUUGACACAUUUCCAGCAACAUUUGCUUGAGUUUCUAUGUUACAAUCAGAAGUGUCUCAACAGCCGUAGACGGCUGUCGAGGUUUUAAAGUCCGAUUCUUCAUCUCAUCUAAAUCCGAUUCUCAUCUAUCUUAUUUCGCAAUAUUGAUAUUUGUGCUGUUUUUAGAAACUACUAACCAAGAAAGAAUGGAUGCUGCUCUUGCUGACACUACCAACACAAUGACCGUAGAAACCACUGUUCCAGUUGAAAAUAUCAAGACCACCACUACCGAAGAAACAACUCCAACUACUGCUGAAACUUCCACCGCUGCCACCACAGAGCUCACUUCCGAGGAAAAGUCAGUUUUUUCUUCUGAAGAAUUUUAAUCAAAGUUGGUUCUUAUUUCUAGGGCUACACAAUUGAAGAACAACUUUACAUCUGGAAAGCGUCUUUUGUUGACAAGCGAAUUCAGCAAGGCUGCUGAUCUCUCGAGUUUGGCUUCUCAACUUGCGUAAGUUUUGAAAUUUUCAUACAUUUUCUAUUUCUAUGCAUUUCAGUGGUAAACUCUUCGGAGACGACAGCGAACAAUCAUUUGAUCCUUACUUCUACUAUGGACAAGCCCUUUGGAACUCAAUAACUUGA
Messenger RNA from Caenorhabditis angaria, 4127 nucleotides. Lineage: Eukaryota; Metazoa; Nematoda; Chromadorea; Rhabditida; Rhabditidae. The record is from the annotation of a GenBank genome assembly.